Musca vetustissima is the source of this 733-nucleotide messenger RNA. RefSeq lists its product as uncharacterized. The coding region runs from base 1 to 729 and encodes 242 amino acids. Gene Ontology annotation, molecular function: oxidoreductase activity, acting on the aldehyde or oxo group of donors, NAD or NADP as acceptor. The transcript has 2 exons. The record is from RefSeq and is a predicted model, not a curated record. NCBI's taxonomy places the organism in Eukaryota, Metazoa, Arthropoda, Insecta, Diptera, Muscidae.
AUGUCAAAAGUUUUAAUAACCGAGGAAACUUUCAAGCAACUUAACUACGAUAUGGAGAAAUCAAAUAUUGCAUCUGCCACCUCAGAUGGAAAUCGCCAACCCACUGUAAUGAUUAUUUUCGAAAAUAGUGAUAUCAAUGCAGCUCUACACCAUCUAACCACUUCACUGCAAAAUCCAUUGUGUGCCAAAGCAAUGGCCAGCGUUUUAGUGCAGGAAUCAAUUCGCGCCGAUUUCGAACAAAAACUCCAGGCACAAUUGAAAGCCUAUGCCAAGGAUGAUGCUGUAACAAAAUGCGAUCAACUAAAGAAGGCUUUAGAAACUAUCACGAAAAUAAAUGCCAAAGUGAUAACAGUUGUUGGUGGUCCAACUGUGGUCUGCGAUUUCACACAUGAACAUUUUGGUGGUAGCCAAGUUGCAGGAAUUUGUACCCUUCACACUUUCCGCACGGCCAAAGAAGCAAUUUCAUUGGUGGGCAAAGAAACUCUGACAUUCCAAAAUGUUUCCAUUUGGCAUGAAAAUCAUGCCUAUGCUUACGAACUGGUAGCUGCUUUGAAAUCCCAGAAUUUCUUCAUUAACUGCUACAACAUGCCCUUGACUGUUUUGCAAGAUCAUCAAACCCAGGGAAAAUCAUUUGUUGCCAUGGAAAAGAAUUAUCAUUAUGAGACUUUGCCACACAAUGGCAUACAGAAGUCGAUUGUUUUCCCCAUUGGUAGUAUUUUUGCCAACUGAAAUU